AUGGAGAAUAGUUUAUGCAAACAGGUGUUGUCCGUGAGUACGAAGUUUUUGGUAAUCGCAGUGAUUUCUCAGACUAUGGGUUUUGUCAACGUUACUCCAGCGUAUGAUGAACAUUCCACAAGAGUGUACAACGUAGGCGUUCUUAUGGCUUCUCGCUUGAAUAGUCCUUUCGAUCUGGAGAGAUGCGGUCCAGCCGUCGACUUGGCUUUGGCCGAAGUGAAUGACUUCUUAAGCGUGCACAACGUAAAGUUGCGCAAGGUUCAAGGAAGCUAUCCAUCGUGUAGUGGAUCCGCGGCACCAGGUUUAGCCGCUGACAUGCACUUCCGGGCGAACGUGAUCGCGUUUAUCGGUCCAGCCUGUGCUUUCGCUCUGGAACCCGUGGCAAAACUCGCCGCCUAUUGGAACACUCCCAUAAUCACUGGAAUGGGUGACCAACCGCCAUCGGAGGAAGAACUGUCCGUAACAUCGGGUAUCCUUGGGAGAAUCAAUAAAUGGAAGAACGAAAGCUCGGGAAUCUUCAAAGACAAAAGCAAAUAUCCAACUCUAACAAGGAUGUCUUAUUGCCAGUGUCGACUUCGACUGGUAUUCUCUAGUAUAUUUAAAGAAUUUGGAUGGUCCCACGUAGCACUGAUAUUGGACAGAUCCGAUCUGUUCUCGUGGACUGUCGGGAAAAAUUUGGAAUACGGUUUAAGAAAAGAAGGGCUGUUGAAGUUCGUGAGAGAACUGGAUGGAAAUUCCGAGGACGAAUCGUACCAUUAUUAUUUGCGCGAUGCUAGUAUGUAUGCACGAGUGCUGAUCCUUAGUGUUCGAGGAACUCUGGUUAGAAAGUUCAUGUUGGCUGCUCACGACUUGGAAAUGACGAGAGGAGAUUGGGCGUUCCUCGAUGUUGAAAUAUUUCAAGGAGCCUAUUGGGGUGACCACGAUUGGCAGGUUGACGACGAGGAUGAUGCCAUUGCUAGAAAAGCGUACGAGGCACUGCUCAGAGUAUCUCUUUUACAACCAACCAGUCCGAGAUUUCAAGAUUUUGCUGACACUGUUCGCCAAAGAGCUCAAACCGACUACAAUUAUUCUUUCUCGGAAGGAGAAGAGGUGAAUUUCUUUAUCGGAGCUUUCUACGAUGGCGUAUAUUUGCUCGGAAUGGCAUUGAACGAAACUCUGUCCGAGGAUGGAGAUAUCACAGACGGCAUAUCGAUAACGAGGAGAAUGUGGGACCGAGACUUCAUUGGUAUUACGGGGCACGUGAGGAUCGACGACAAUGGAGAUCGCGACGCGGACUACAGUAUCCUGGAUUUAGAUCCUAUCACGGGAAGGUUUGAAGUCGUUGCGCACUAUUUAGGAUUAAAUCGAGAAUAUAGUCCCGUGGCUGGGAAGAAGAUUCAUUGGCCCGGAGGAAGAGAAGGUCCUCCUGCCGAUGUUCCGGAGUGUGGAUUUCUAGGAAACGAUCCUUCUUGCACGUCCAGGACUGAAGCGUAUACUUUUGUCGCUUAUACCAGUUUGGCCCUCGUUGUGUUCCUACUCGUUGCUGUUACCGCAAUAUGUGUGUUGUACAGACAUUUAAGGGUGUCGGCUGAUCUGAACAACAUGUCCUGGAGAAUCAGACCCGAAGAACUGCUUCUAGAAAUAGGGAAACCGUUCUCUUCGAAAAUUAAUCUACACCAAGCGAUAGCUGAGGUGAAUAUCGACGAGUCGAACGAAGAAAACAUAAUAAAAUCAACUCUGUUUUUACAGAAUUUUGGAUUGGAGCAGCGUAUUCGUCGUGGAUCGCAAUUCAGCUGCGAAUCCUUACCUCCAACUACGGUAUUCACCACCGUUGGAAUUUACAAAGGAGAAAGAGUGGCUAUUAAAAAAGUCACUAAAAAGAAAGUAGUUGACGUCACCAAGAAAUUAUUAUGGGAGAUUAAACAAGUUCGAGACGUUACAUCGGAAAAUACUGUCAGAUUUAUCGGCGCUUGUCUCUGUUCUCCAUCACCGACCGUGUUAAUCUUGACAGAGUAUUGUCCUCGAGGUUCCUUGAAAGACGUCCUAGAGAACGAAGCUAUUAAAUUGGAUUGGAAUUUUCGAAUGUCUCUGAUCCACGACAUCGUUAAGGGAAUGUCUUAUCUUCACGCCAGCGAGGUAUCAGCACAUGGAAAGCUUCGAUCCUGCAACUGCUUAAUCGAUGGCCGUUUCGUUUUAAAAAUUUCAGACUUUGGUCUCAAAACACUCACUACCCCGUCUGACUUAAUAAUGGAUGAUAAUUAUUAUACCAAAUUGCUCUGGAUCGCCCCGGAACUGUUGUCAUUAACCGUGACACCAGGCAGUGCAGCAACUCAGAAAGGGGAUGUUUACAGUUUCGCGAUCAUCCUAGAGGAAAUCGUGGUUCGUGGUGGCCCAUACGAAUCUGUGAAAUCGUUUAUGACUUCCCAAGAGAUCGUCGGCCGGGUUGCAGCAUCAGAAACGCCAUCAUUCAGACCGGAAGUGACACCAAAAGACUGCCCACCCGAUAUCUUAUCCCUUAUGGAGAAAUGCUGGAACGAAAUCCCAGAAGAACGACCAACAUUUCAUGCAAUUCGCGAAACUAUACGUGGCAUUAUGAAAGGCUACUGUGAAAAUUUAAUGGACGAUCUAUUAAGACGUAUGGAACAGUAUGCGAAUAAUUUAGAAGCCCUUGUAGAGGAGAAAACGGAACAGUUAAGUCUAGAAAAACGACGUAGCGAAGAACUUCUGUAUCAAGUGCUUCCAAGGCAAGUGGCGUGUCAGUUAAUGGCUGGAGAGCUGGUUCAACCAGAACAAUUCGAAUGCGUGACAAUUUAUUUCAGUGACAUAGUUGGUUUCACAGCUCUCUGUGCACAAAGUACACCAAUGGAAGUGGUGGAUUUUUUAAACGACCUCUACAGUACUUUCGAUCGCAUCAUCGAAUUCUACGAUGUUUACAAGGUGGAAACAAUAGGAGAUGCAUACAUGGUAGUGUCCGGCUUGCCAGAAAGAAACGGCAAUGAACACGUGAGAGAAAUUGCCCUGAUGGCUCUAGCGAUUCUCGAUUCUGUACGUUCCUUCACUAUAAUGCAUAAACAGAAUGCACAGCUCAGUGUUAGAAUCGGUGUACACAGUGGACCUGUUUGCGCGGGUGUAGUUGGUCAAAAGAUGCCACAUUAUUGUCUUUUUGGUGAUACAGUAAAUACCGCAUCAAGGAUGGAGUCUUCGGGACUACCGCUACGCAUACACAUUUCUGAAGCAACAAAAUGUAUAUUGGAUAAGUUUGGAACAUUCGAUUUGGAGCUCAGAGGUGAAGUGGAAUUAAAGGGGAAGGGGCGAGUAACUUCUUACUGGUUAAGGGGUUGCUCCGAACCAGAUCUAAGGCCACCAACACCGAAAUACCGGAAACACAGCGUUAGUACGCCGGACAAUAAUUUAAAUCCUCUGAUCUUCCCGCCUAAUAAUACAAAUGGUGCAAAAGCCAACAACAAUACUUUCAUUAAUUUAUCCGAAUUACAGCAGACCGUGUAAUCUUCGUAAAUUUAAAGAUAAAGUGUAAAAAGAAUCAAUGUUCCAUGGUAAAUGUUCUUACGAUUUAAAAUUAAAGCUAGGACUCGUAAUUAUAAUAAAUUUAUUUUAUUUUUUCCUAUUACUAUAUGUCGAUUCGGAAUGUUUACAUCAAUAACAUCUAAUUUAUACGUAAAUAGAAGAAUCUAUAAUAGGCUUUUGUCGUCAGGCGUGUAUAUUAAAUUGUCCAUUUCGAUCGACAUGACUUUUUGAAAAAUUGGUAAUAUCAUUUUUAUUCUGUUUGUGAAACAGUUCUAUUUACCAAUGCCAGCGCAAUUUAAUAUACUUGUCUAACAACAAUGAUCUGCGUAAAGCUCCAGUAAAUUGGAAGAGUCAAC
Molecule: messenger RNA, 3860 nt
Organism: Bombus impatiens (common eastern bumble bee)
Lineage: Eukaryota; Metazoa; Arthropoda; Insecta; Hymenoptera; Apidae
Product: atrial natriuretic peptide receptor 1
Exons: 18
Coding region: 1-3486 (1161 amino acids)
Biological process (GO): cGMP biosynthetic process; intracellular signal transduction; protein phosphorylation
Cellular component (GO): membrane
Molecular function (GO): protein kinase activity; guanylate cyclase activity; ATP binding
Source: RefSeq, a predicted model, not a curated record